AGUAUAAUAUAUACUUAACAUAUGUUGUCAAAUGUUAAUAAAAGAUACAAAACUAAGAAGAAUUAAUUAUUAUUAAUUUUGAUCAAAGUCCUCCUUUUCUUAUGAUGAAUUUGUUAGCAGCAGCUGUAUUGGUAUCAGUGAUCUCUAUUGCUAAUGCAUUCAGCAGGAAUGAUUUCCCUCCUCACUUCUUGUUUGGUGCUUCAACUUCAGCUUAUCAGGUUGAAGGUGCAGCAAAUGAAGAUGGAAGGAAGCCAAGCAUAUGGGACACCUUUGCACAUUCUGGCAAUGGAGGGCUAUACAAGGGAGAUGGUGACAUUGCAUGUGAUCAAUAUCACAAAUAUAAGGAUGAUGUCCAACUCAUGUCUAAAAUGGGUUUAGAUGCCUACAGAUUUUCUAUAUCAUGGUCAAGACUUAUUCCAGAUGGGAGAGGGCCAAUAAAUCCUAAGGGAUUGGAAUAUUACAACAACCUCAUCAAUGAACUAACAAGCCAAGGAAUUCAACCACAUGUUACAUUGUAUCAUUGGGAUCUACCACAAGCACUUGAAGAUGAAUAUGGAGGAUGGGUUAGUAGAAGAAUUAUAAAAGACUUCACAGCAUAUGCAGAUAUAUGCUUCAGAGAGUUUGGAGAUAGAGUUAAACACUGGACCACAGUGAAUGAAGGGAAUGUGGUUUCAAUUGGGGGCUAUGAUGCAGGAUUUUUACCACCACAAAGGUGUUCUCCUUCGUCUAUAUUUAACUGCUCCAAAGGAAAUUCUUCAACUGAGCCAUAUUUGGUAACUCAUCAUAUGUUGUUAGCACAUGCAUCAGCUGCAAGACUGUAUAGAAUUAAGUACAAGGCCAAGCAACAGGGAUUUAUUGGGUUUAAUCUCCUUUUUUUUGGUUUUGUUCCACUAACAAAUACUAGUGAAGACAUAAUUGCUACUCAAAGAGCCCAAGACUUCUAUACUGGGUGGUUUAUGAAUCCCUUCAUUUUUGGAGAAUAUCCUGACAUCAUGAAAAAGAAUGUUGGCUCGAGGCUUCCUUUCUUCACCAGUAGGGAAUCAAAUUUGGUUAAGGGCUCCAUUGACUUCCUUGGAAUCAAUUUUUACUACGCAUUUUAUAUUAAGAACAACGCGAAAAGCUUGCAAAAAAAGAAUAGAGAUUACACAGCAGAUACGGCUGUGGAAUUUAAACCCUUCCCUGGAAAUGGUACAUCUACAGAUGAGAUUCCAGUUAUACCCUGGAUUUUGCAAGAGCUGCUUCAUUCAUUGAAGAAUAAUUAUGGCAAUUUUCCAAUUUACAUUCAUGAAACUGGUCAACAAACACGUAGAAAUUCAUCCUUAGAUGACUGGCCAAGGGUGAAAUAUAUGAAUGAAUACAUAGGGAGCCUGCUUGAUAUGCUAAGGAAUGGACUGAAUAUAAGAGGUUAUUUUGUAUGGUCCUUUUUGGAUGUGUUUGAGUUACUAGGUGGAUAUAAAGCAAGUUUUGGCUUAUAUUACAUAGAUUUGGAAGAUCCAACCUUGAGGAGACAACCUAAACUUUCUUCUGUUUGGUACUCAAAUUUUCUAAACAACAGAACUAUGGACUCAAAGAUCACCUUGAAAAUUGAGGAUAAUUCAUCUGCAGUCUCCAACACUCCCUUAAUGCAUGCUUCCACUUAAAGUAAUUAGAACAGGUUAAAAUAAAUGUUUACUUUCUAGUUUCCUCAAUCUUUUUUCCUUGGUCAUAUUUUGCUUCUUUGUGUGACCAUGUGAGAGAAAGUAGCAUGAAUUAUGGUGUUUAAACAUAUGAAAAUGAUCAGAAUUUUAAUAGAAAUGAGAUUCACAUAUUUCCUAUUAUUACAUUAGGACUAUGCAUAAAAAUAUGUCUAUAUAUUAUAUUCCUGAUAAUGUUUUACAUGAAGUUAUGUCUGAUA
This is a messenger RNA of Trifolium pratense (red clover), 1894 nucleotides long. RefSeq names its product beta-glucosidase 11-like. The transcript is spliced from 13 exons. NCBI's taxonomy places the organism in Eukaryota, Viridiplantae, Streptophyta, Magnoliopsida, Fabales, Fabaceae. Gene Ontology annotation, molecular function: beta-glucosidase activity. Bases 102 to 1640 code for a protein of 512 amino acids. Gene Ontology annotation, biological process: carbohydrate metabolic process. The record is from RefSeq and is a predicted model, not a curated record.